AUGUCUUUCUCAACACUGGUUUCCGACAUAGCGUUUCGUGACAUCGCCCAUGAGGAUCGUGACUCGCAGAUCUCUCGUGCUCGUUCUCAAGUCACCGCUCGAUCACUUGCGAGCACUCGGGCAACCAGCGUCAGUAUCUCAGGCGAUAUAUCGAGUCAAUUACAUGCUGGCUAUAGCCACCCACUAGCCAGGUCAUGGCAAGCGGAAAGACAGUUGACAAAGGAAAUGCUUAUUUAUCCAUUGUUCAUUACCGAUAACCCCGAUGAAGAAACACCUAUUCCCUCUUUACCAAACCAAUGUCGCCGAGGCUUGAACCGCCUGGUACCAUUCCUCACACCGCUUGUGCGCAAAGGAUUACGAAGUGUUAUGCUCUUUGGUGUCCCUCUUAAUCCCAACGCAAAAGAUCCUCUAGGAACUGCCGCUGAUGACCCAUCGGGACCCGUCAUACAGGCUAUCCGAUUACUGCGAGCACAAUUCCCAAAUCUCUAUAUAACUGUAGACGUCUGUCUAUGUGAAUAUACCUCGCACGGCCACUGCGGCAUUCUAUGCGACGAUGGAAGUCUUAAUAAUGCGCAAUCAGUCGAGCGGAUAUCUGAUGUCGCGUUGGCAUAUGCCAUGGCCGGUGCACAUUGCGUUGCCCCCUCAGAUAUGAACGAUGGUCGUGUGCGCGCUAUAAAACUCAAAUUGAUUGAAGCUGGUAUCUCUCACCAGGUUCUGCUCAUGUCAUAUGCCGCCAAAUUCAGCGGUAGUCUCUACGGGCCUUUUAGAGAUGCAGCAGGCUCUGCGCCCUCGUUUGGUGACCGCAAGUGCUAUCAAUUGCCACCCGGUGGUCGUGGACUUGCUCGUCGUGCGAUCAUCCGUGAUGUUGCCGAGGGAGCCGAUAUCAUCAUGGUGAAGCCCGCUAGCAACUUCCUCGAUAUCAUCAGUGACGCAAAAGAAUUGGCCAAGGACAUGCCCAUUGCUGCAUAUCAAGUUAGCGGAGAAUUUGCUAUGAUCCAUGCGGCUGCCAAAGCUGGUGUUUUCGAUCUGAAAGAAAUGGCCCUUGAGAGUACGCAAGGAAUCUUGAGGGCUGGUGCUGGCAUUGUUAUCAGCUACUUCACACCGGAGUUCCUAGACUGGCUAUCUACUUAA
Talaromyces marneffei is the source of this 1131-nucleotide messenger RNA. RefSeq lists its product as uncharacterized. The transcript is spliced from 2 exons. The record is from RefSeq and is a predicted model, not a curated record. Gene Ontology annotation, cellular component: cytosol. Gene Ontology annotation, biological process: heme biosynthetic process. NCBI's taxonomy places the organism in Eukaryota, Fungi, Ascomycota, Eurotiomycetes, Eurotiales, Trichocomaceae. Gene Ontology annotation, molecular function: zinc ion binding; porphobilinogen synthase activity. The coding region runs from base 1 to 1131 and encodes 376 amino acids.